This is a messenger RNA of Oenanthe melanoleuca, 4382 nucleotides long. It is a transcript of the gene PHLDA1, whose product is annotated as pleckstrin homology like domain family A member 1. The coding region runs from base 177 to 629 and encodes 150 amino acids. The record is from RefSeq and is a predicted model, not a curated record. Gene Ontology annotation, biological process: positive regulation of apoptotic process. Gene Ontology annotation, cellular component: nucleus. Lineage: Eukaryota; Metazoa; Chordata; Aves; Passeriformes; Muscicapidae. Gene Ontology annotation, molecular function: phosphatidylinositol phosphate binding. The transcript has a single exon.
AGCGCCCGCCGCUCGCCACGCCGCGGCACGGGCGGCAGCCGCUCCGCUUCCCGCGGGCCGGGGCGCUCCCGGCCCUCCGCCUCGGAGCCGGCGCCCGGCGCAGAGUGCUCGGCUGGUGCCGCCUGCACCCCGAGCCCAGCCCCGGCGGGCGGAGGCCGGCUAACCCUGCCAGAAGGAUGCUGGAGAGCGGCUGUAAGGCGGUGAAGGAGGGCAUGCUGGAGAAGAGGAGCGACGGGCUGCUGCAGCUCUGGAAGAAGAAGCGCUGUAUCCUCACCGAGGAGGGGCUGCUCCUCAUCCCCCCCAAGCAUCCCCCGCCGCCGCCGCAGCAGCAGCAGCAACCGGCCGAGCCGGCGGCCAAGAUCAAGGAGCUUCACUUCUCCAACAUGAAGACGGUGGACUGCGUGGAGCGGAAGGGCAAGUACGUGUACUUCACGGUGGUGAUGGCCGAGGGGAAGGAGAUCGACUUUCGGUGCGCGCAGGAGCAGGGCUGGAACGCGGCGAUCACGCUGCAGAUGGUGCAGUACAAGAACCGCCAGGCCAUCCUGGCCGUGCGCUCCACCCGGCAGAAGCAGCAGCACCUGGCGGCCCCGCACGGGCCGCGCCUCCGCGGCGCCUCCAACUCCGCCUAGGCUGGUACAGGUACGGCCCCGGCCCCGCCGCUCCGCUCGGCCCCUGCCGCUGCCCUGCCUGCUCUGUGCUCUCCGUCCGCUGCAGGGGACGGGCUCGGAGCGCUUCGGAGAGCAGGGACAGAGCGCGUUGGCGGCGGACCUGCGCCCGGGCUCAGAAACUGGGCGAACGCCCGAGCUGCAGGUACACCGGAGAGAAGCGGCUCAAUAGCCUGAACUUCAGCCUGCCGCUGCUGCUGCUGCUGCUUCGCCGCCCUCGGUGCCGAGAAGCAUUUCAAAUCCAUUAUUUAUGAACCUUGGAAAAGAUCCUUUGGUGCGAUGGGACUUCUAGGAGACAUGAUGUUCUGUAACUUUAUUUUAAUGUAUUUUAUUUUAUUUAUUAGGGUUGAUUUCUUUUGGUUUUGUUUUCCUUUUUAUUUUUUUUAAGGCUUAUUUGCAAGACAUUUCUGAAUGUAGGCCGUAGCAAAGAAAAGUAAAGGAGAAGACAAUAUGCAUGUUAACUCCCUGAAAGAAUGGAAAAGUUCUGGGUACUUCGACUGUGUGCAGUUUGACAAAAACGUUAUUCAUUUUUUACCCAAAAUACACUAUAUUCCACCAGCAUGGAAAAUGUGAUAUGUGUUUCAAAAUUUGGCUGAAACCCGUACUGCAUACAAAACCUAUUUUCUCUAAUGAGAGCAACAAUUAGAAUCUGGGGCUUAAAUGAUUUUUUUAAAUAUUAAACGUGGUGGAAGAUGAUAAAAAGUUAUUCAUGCUUGGCUAUUCAAAAAAGCAACGUUGCUUGUCAUUCUGAGAUUAAAACCAAUCUGUUUAGUGUACGAGCGGAAAGAAUCUGACCAACUUCUUUUGUGCUGCAGGAGUCUGAGUUGGGUUCCAGCUGUCUGUGUGGUGUGCUUGCUCCUAGGCUGGUGGGCCAGAGCUGGGAAGUGUUCAUGAACAUUUCUUAGUGUUCCAGUUCAGGGCUCCCUCUGCACGCUCAGUUUUUAUGGGAUCUGGACUCUCACGCUCUGUUGCAUUUUCAUGGCAGUUUUUUAAUGUCUUGCAUUAAAGCAGUCCAUAGUUUAAAAUCCAUUUUAUGUAUGUUUCAGUGUGCAAAUGGAUUAGUUUGGUCACAGUUUUCAUAAGCUGAAAGUUGCUCUCUAGCUGAGAUGAACUAGAUUAAUUUUGGUGUUCAGCACUGUCAGAUGUUGAGAGAGGCAUGCCAUCUUCCUCUAAAAACAUUGAUGAAGCCAUGAAGUUGGAAAACAAAGGGCUAAUUGCACAGCUGGUGUGUGUUUCGCUGCCUCUUAGAAGUCAGUGGGAGUUUGGCUGUCGAUGGUGGUGGGAGUGGGUGGGAGCUCCUUGGCCAGUGCAGAGGAGGGAGUUGGGUGUGAGCAGUGAGCUUUAGGACAGGGCCCUUCUGACCAUGGGUAGCUUCACAUUGGGUGCUCAACCACCCAGCUUCUCUGGUUUGGAUGAAAUGGGGAGGCUGCAAGUGGGACAGAGCAAUGAGACCCAUUAUUUCUGCUCCAAGAUAAAAUGUCAAAGCCACGGAGAUAUUUAUUUUAGCUAGUGUGGUGAGGAAAAUGGCUUUUGGCCCCUUUACAAUUUACACUAAUAUAGACAGAGUCUUUUAAAGCUACACAUCCAAGGCUUUUCUUUUUGUGUAAAUGAGGUGUAACUUGACAGCAAGAGCCUUACAUUCUUGAUGCAAGCUUAUUUCGCUAAGUAUUUAAAGCAAAAAGCUGGAGUGAUACUCAAAGGAAGGUUCUAGAAUUCGCUGCUGUGUACAUUGGUCCCUUCUUCUGCACUCUGUGAGGAGUCAGUUGAGGUCCGUGUUAGCCCUUGUCUUUUGUUCCUUCCCCAGGUGUCAGGGUCACAUACCUAGACAAGCAAGACAUGUCAUGGUGCAGAAUCAAAGCCCUCUGUAGUUACUGUGAGCACUUCUCUUUGACCUGGCCCUUGGCACGGUGAUGAACCUGUGGUGGUGGAUUACAGCUGUCCUAACAGAGUCAUUACUUUGCCAUUAAUUGAAAUCGAAGGUGCCCCACAUCUUCGAGGAUUAGGUUCGCUGGCUUGGCAGUCAUAAUUCUCAAUUUCCACAUCUCUGUACAUCUGCCAUUGUCAUUCUGCUAACGCUUGGAUGUUAGAGCUGCAAGGGGGUUCUCUAAUGAGCUAGUCAAAGACUCACAAAAUAGACUGUAAUUUGUAAUUUGGCUCUUCUCUUUCGAGUGAUUAAGUACAGGUUACUGAGAAACUAAUCCACCUUUUCAGGUGUACAGAUGUAUUGCUGAUCUCACCUACUAAAAUGUAUUUUAGCCUACUGAAGGAUAAAUGUAACUGAUGAGAAUUAAUUCCUAUUUGAUCAUAGACACGUGUAUUUCUCUGAGAGAGGCAGUUAUUCUUGUCCUUGGUGGAUGCAAACCUCUGAAUGCCACAGAAGUCCAUGGAUGUAGUCUAAAGCUGAAAUUUUACUGUUCUUCUGGAAGUACUUGUACUUGAAAGCUAAAGAUGAUUGUUUUAGUGAGGAAAUUGACAUGAAGGUUUGGAGAAACAACUCUCAAUUUGAAUUUGCUGUUCUUUUUCACUGGUUCAAGGUCAAUACCCCACUUUUAUGUUUCUUGUUUUAAAUUGGUCUGAAGGAUGAUCUGAAAACCUUUUGAACUAAUGUAAUUCAACAAACUUUUGUUGUGUGUCAUUGCCUGCUGUGUUACCUGUUUAAAAACUGGUGUCAGCCAGCCUCCUAGUAUGAGAGGUGGUCACAUCCCAAAAUCUAUCUUGAUACCUCCAGCCCGAGUGCCUGGGAUGGGUGUAAGGAUCAAACUUGUGUCUCCCAACUGUCUCCUGGAAACUGAAUGGGAACAAAUUGGCUGGGGUCUCCUGGGGACAGUUGGACCAUGUGGCUCAUGAACUGUCAGUAUAAAUAAGGCUAAAUUGUCUGAUGGGGACAGUCUGACAACUUUCUCACGCUCUGAAUUCCGCAGCGUGUGGGGUUUUUUGGGUUUUGGGGGGUUUUUGUUUGGGCUUUUUUUGUUUCUUGUUUUUUUUCCUUGACUGAUAGUAAUUUUAGACCAAGGAAUUGUUUGAUGUUGUAAAGGGUACUUCUGGGUUUUUUUUUCCAUCUUGCCCCUCUAUUACUGCAUAGUCUUCAUUUGAAUGUCUGGAUUUAAUAAUGUCUAUUACUGCCUUGUAAGCAAUGGCCAUGAAAAUAGGUUCAGCACAUCAUUCUCCAUCUUAUUGGAGCUUUGCAAGUAAAUAAAUCAAGUUGUCCUUCCUCUUCCAAAAAAGAAAAGUCUGACAGCAGAUGGCUGAAGUAAUUUCAUUAGAGAAUAAACAAAAAUGCUGGUAAAACAUAUACAGGCAAAUGUUUGGUAUAGAUAGCAAAAGUGGGGACAGUCUGUUCAUAAAGAGGUCAAAAUUACUUGUUGUAAUUUUAAAAAGUAAUCAAGGGACAGAUUCAGCAGGCUGUGGUGACCAAGACAAUUUAGGAACUGGGGGGGAAAGGAAGAUCAGGUGGAUGUUCUUUCUGUGACAUCCUGAAAUAAUUCCUCUUUUUUAAGGUUCAUGAUUUUCAAAUGCCAGCUUCUGAAUUAUGGCUGCAGUGAUGUACAAAAUGUUUUCUAGCAUAUCCUCUCGUGAGCAGAAAUACCAGUGUCGUCAAAAAAAAAUUGUGUGUAAAUAUGACUCAUAAAUGAUUUCUGAGAGAUGUGAUUUAUUUUUCAUAUUUUUCAAGAUACAUUCCAUUUCAAAUAAAGAGGUAUCUAUUGAAAGAGCUCUCAA